CAUCAGAUCCUGAAGUCAGCACAAUGAAUGAAAUGCUUGCAUAGCAUAUUGCUCUAAGACCAAGGAAACAAGACACCACCUCAGACUGGCUUCCUAGAACAAAUUGUCUUUUGCUGACGAAAUCACCAUUCCCACGUGUGUUGAAUAAUCCAUAUAAAUUAGGAUUUAGAUAAGCAGAGGACAUGAAGAUACCCAUAGAAUAAUAUAAAUUUGAUCUCUUACACAUCCCUUUAAGAGCUGUUAGUGGAUCACCCUUCUGCAGACACUGCUAAUGGGCUCAGUGAACUGAAGACGUGUCACUGUAUUUUUGUUGUUUUCUAUCUAGCCCAAUGUUCUGCUUUUGUCUGCACAAUUCUUUGUUAAAGCUACAAGCCCUUGAAACUGACUUGUGCUCUGCAUUUUUGCCAACCCAGGAAGAAACUCCUCAGCUGGAGGCUUUCAAGGAUCCUCUAGCCUCUUCCUCAAUUCAAUCCAGUGUGCAAACUGAUGGGGCCAGUUGUGGAGAGCAAUGUCACUUCAUUUCUCCUAUUAUUGCUUUUAAUUUAAUGCAUCAGCAGAGAGAUAGUGAAGAGCCUGUACCAGCCCAUAGAGACUGGCAGAGUGACGCAGACAACGGCCCAGAAGACCAUCACUCCUUAGGGACCAGUAGACUACUAUAUCAUAUUACUGAUGGAGAUAAUCCCCUUCUGUCACCACGCUGCUCAAUCUUUAGUCAAAGCCAGAGAUUUAAUUUAGACACAGAGUCGGCCCCUUCCCCACCAAGUGCUCAGCCUUUCAUGAUGCCCAGAAGUUCUUCCAGGUGUAAUUGUGAGGACUGCAAAGAACCGCAGACAGUAAUGCAACUUACCAAACAUCUUCAAAGUCUCAAGAGAAAAAUCAGGAAGUUUGAAGAAAAGUUUGAACAAGAAAAAAAAUAUCGGCCUUCACAUAGUGACAAAACUUCCAAUCCUGAAGUCCUGAAAUGGAUGAAUGACUUGGCUAAAGGUCGUAAACAGCUCAAAGAGCUUAAACUCAAAAUGUCAGAAGAGCAAAAUUGUACCCCGAAAGCACCCAAAAGAAUUGUGGAGCAUGAGAGCCCUGGAAUAUACAAAGAGACCAGGAAGCAAGAAGCGGCAAGUACUGAACCAAAUCCAUCCGUCGAAGAAACCAUGGAUACCAUAAUGAAGCGAUUAAAGGAGAAAAGACAACUGUUUAACCUCCCUGAGACUAUAAAGGAUAUGACAAAAAAGCAAAUGGCUUUGGAAAAAAUCAGUCUUCAGAAAUGUCUGCUAUAUUUUGAGAAUAUUCAUGGACGACCUGUAACUAAACAAGAGAGGAGUAUUAUGAAGCCUCUUUAUGACAGAUACAGAAUUAUCAAGCAACUUCUCUCAACACCAUCUUUGAUUACAACAAUUCAGGAGGAAGAAGAUUCAGAUGAAGACCGUUCUCAAAGCAGCCAUGAAUUAUCAUCCAGUUCGGCAUCUAACCUUCCUGUAGAUGACCAUCUGUGCUGCUCAGAUGAGGAGAAUGAGCCUGUAAUUGUUUCACCUCUGGAUGAAAAAAAGGCAAUCAAACAACCAGCCCUAUCUCUGUCCAAUUUACAUGAGGCCACAAUGCCUGUGCUACUUGAACAUCUCAGAGAAACAAGAGCUGACAAGAAAAGGCUUCGCAAAGCUCUGAGAGAAUUUGAGGAACAGUUCUUUAAACAAACAGGAAGGAGUCCACAAAAGGAAGAUCGCAUACCCAUGGCUGAAGAGUACUCUGAAUAUAAGCAUACAAAAGCCAAACUCAGGCUCUUAGAGGUUCUCAUCAGUAAGCACGAUGUCUCUAAAACAAUUUGAAGUCAAUGAAAUACACAGC
Messenger RNA from Chelonoidis abingdonii (Abingdon island giant tortoise), 1839 nucleotides. NCBI's taxonomy places the organism in Eukaryota, Metazoa, Chordata, Testudines, Testudinidae. The record is from RefSeq and is a predicted model, not a curated record.